Messenger RNA from Heterostelium album PN500, 1995 nucleotides. RefSeq lists its product as uncharacterized. Lineage: Eukaryota; Evosea; Eumycetozoa; Acytosteliales; Acytosteliaceae. The record is from RefSeq and is a predicted model, not a curated record. The coding region runs from base 1 to 1995 and encodes 664 amino acids. The transcript is spliced from 8 exons.
AUGCCUCUGACCAAUUCAUCGCCAUCAAUAAUGCAAACGCCACCUCAACCCAAUUCAUACUUUUUUUCUCCGCCAGAUCUCAAUCAACAAUUCGUUUCUAAUCUUCAAAGUCAUAUGUACUCCACGCAAUCCAUUCCCACUGGAUUUUCAAAUUCCUUAAUAUAUGACAAUAGUCAACCAAAUUUUAUGAGCCCCUCGGAUACAUAUUCUGUUGAAAACUACUUUGGCAAUAUCAACAAUGUUCAAACCCAAAACAACAAUAAUAGCAAUAAUAACCAUGGGGCGAUGGACAGUUUUUCGAGUCCUGCACCUCCACAGCAGAGCCCUGUCCAACAAGUUCCACAACAACAUCAACCAGCACCACAACAACAACAAGCGCCAACAUUCCAACAUACAAUGACACCUCCUGUAUCUUUCUCCAAUAAUACUAAUCUAUAUUCUUCUAUUAAAACCAUGACAACACCACCAUCACAACACUCUAGUACAAGCAUUUCAAUACAACCACAGUUUAUACCACCCUCUCUAUAUAAUAGUUAUCACUCCCAGUCAUCUCCAAAUCUAAGUACAUUCCAUCAAAAAUUACCAAGCAAUCAUAUAAAUAGUCAACAAAAUAAUAUUAGUCAACAAUCAAAUCAAUCACACAACAUACAACAAUCACAACAAUCAAAUAACUCCAGUGCUCCAGGUAAUAAAAUAAAUACGAUAACAAUUAAUAAAUCAUCAAGUACGUUAAAUCUCCAAGGCAAUUCAGUUGGUAACAGUAUAAGUUCCAAUCAAGUCAAUUUUAAUUUUCCACAAUUACACACGUCAACCGCCCAAACUCCACCUUCACCAAUUUCAUCACCAUCACCUCACUGUUCAUCAAAUUCAUCUACACCGAUUUCUCUCUCUACCGCAUCACUAACUAGUUCCACUCCCCCAUCUAAAGAGGAAGACAAUCAAAACGAAGGAGAAGUAACGCUUAAAGAAAAAGAAGAUGUCGCCCGAACAGCUUAUAAGACUUGGUUCGUUCUGAAGCCAGGCAACAAAGAAGUAAAGGAUAGGUGGUGGGCAUUAUAUUAUAAUAAAGUAUUACCAAAAUAUCAUCUACGAGAUAACCAUUUAGGAAGGAAAAUCAAUCAAUGGAUAGAAGAAGAUAUGAGAGAACUUGAGAAGCAAGGUUUAGUUCCGGCAAAAAUGAAUGAUGAUCCAGUUGGCGGUGAAGGUGGCGAUACCAAAAAGAGAAAACCAAAUUCAACUAAAGAAGGUUCACUACCAGCGUAUAUAAAUGUUUUAUUGAUAAAUCCUUCUGAGGAAAAAAACAAUUUAACCGGAUAUUGUGGGGGGAAUUCAAUAAAUUGGAAUGAAACCGACUUGGAGACUCUAGUGGGAUUGUUUAAAGAUAAUAGACAAAGAAUAAUGGAUAAUGUUAAUUCAGGCAAGAAGAAAUCAUUGCCAUCACCAUCAUCACCAUCAACACCAUCGUUUACAAACACAUCAGCGCAAUCUAAAAAAGCAGCUCAACAUAAGGAUAAAAAAUUAAAAGCCAAAACAAACGAAACACCUCAACCACAAAUACAGCCUCUAGUCAGAUUAGAGAUCAAUUGUGACUGGAUAUUUGCAGAGACUGAUGAUGUUUGUAAAUAUGUUAUAUCUGGGGAAAAAAAGAAAGAUUCAUCAUUAUCCGAAGUCUCAGUUUUAUCUGGUAAAAGGAAAUAUGGUAGUUUUCAGAUUGAAGCUAUCCUACCACUUAAUGCAGAUUACUCUCUAUCAAGUGUCCCAUACGAACAUAAAAUUAAUGAAUCAUGUACUGCUAAAAGUGAUAUCGAUAAAUCAAAUAAUCCACAACCACAUUGUAUUCACAAAUUAAUAGAAUCUAUAAAACUCCCAAAUGGCGUGCUUUCUAAAAUUUUACCAUCAUCAAACAAUAGACACCUUAGCCAAGUGGUUACGGCGUUUGACUCGAAAUCAAAUCCCUUCGGGGGCGCAGGUUCGAAUCCUGCAGGUGUCGAAUAA